Molecule: messenger RNA, 2077 nt
Organism: Rubroshorea leprosula
Lineage: Eukaryota; Viridiplantae; Streptophyta; Magnoliopsida; Malvales; Dipterocarpaceae
Source: the annotation of a GenBank genome assembly
CCACUUUCUCUUGGGCAGGCUUUGCUUUUGUUAAUGAAUUUUGCUUCUGGUUCUCGAAUUCCUCCUGGUUUACUGAGUUUGUCCUUGUAGAUCUGUUUUUGAUUCUGUGUUCUUCAUUUUGUAUGCUAGGAUUCGUUACACCGUUGUAUUUUCAAAGUGCCUAAUCAUUUACGGAAGAUAAAUGAAAAGGCCUAUGAACCUCAAGUGAUCUCCAUUGGCCCUUACCACCGUGGUAAAGAUCACUUGAAGGCAAUGGAAGUGCACAAAAAGCAUUAUCUACAAAUGCUCCUUAACCGAAUGAAAGAAAAUACUACGGAGAAAUAUGUGAAGGCCUUGGAAGAUCUUAAAGAAAAAGCUCUCAAAUUUUAUGCGGAACCCCCGGAUCAGAAGGAUGGAGGAGAUCAAUUUGUAGAGACGAUGCUCUUUGAUGGAUGCUUUGUUGUUGAACUUAUCCGUAAGAGUGCCAUGAAGGAAUUGACAGAAGACAACGGCCAUCUUCUUACACAUUUUAUUUUGAGAACAGUAAUGCGGGAUAUGUUGCUAAUUGAAAAUCAACUUCCUUUCUUUAUACUCAUGGAGUUGUUUGACAUGACUAAGAUGCCAAAUGAAGCAGAUCAGAACUUCAUGCAUAUGGCUAUUAAUUGCUUCUCCAUAAUGAUGCCAGGACCUUGUAAUAAAAAAAUUGAGAAUCACCCAGGCAUCGAGCAUCUACUGGGCUUACUACAUGAGAGCUGCGUUUCACCUGAUUACGGGGGAUCUUCAGAAGAAGUAAGGCGUUUGCCCUGUGAGUCACUUGAUGAGAAAGUAAACCCUCUGUCCUUUUCAUCAAAGGUUUCACCACCUGAGUCACCGGAAGGAGUAAGGCUUCGUUCACCUAAGGCAAUGGCUGUUGCCUGUUCUGCUAAAUCAGUAAGUUCUUCAACAACUAAGCCAUCAGAGAUUGUAAGGUCUCUUUCCUCUGACGCACUUCUUAUGAAUCGCAAUCUUAGCGGUUCGGAGUCAGCAAGAUCUGCGAAAUCCAAGUCACAACUACUGUCUCUGAAAAAUCACUACUUACAGAAGUGUUCAGCAUCGUUUGUAAGAUUUUCUCCAACCAAGACAUCAGAGGAAGAAAAGUCUCUGCUCUCUAACACAGCUCUUAUAACUCCCCAGCUUUCAGAGAUCGAAGCAGGGUCAGUAAGUUUUGAGGUAUCCAAGACGUCAGGGGGAGUAAACUCUCGGCCCUCCGAUACAAUUCUUACGAACAUCCACCAUUCAGGGAUGGGAGCAGAAUCGGAGAGUUUCGUGGCCUGCGAGUCUUCAGUAGGGGCUGUUGAAGAUUUACGGACAGCAAAGUCAGAACGUCAUGAAGAAAAAAAUUGCAAUUGGCAAACAAUAGGUUCUGCAUCAGAGCUUCAUGAGGCAGGGAUCAAGUUUCAAAAGAUCGAGGGUAGAUUGUUUGAUAUAAAUUUUGAAAAGGGGGUAAUGUCAAUUCCAACCUUAAAAAUUGUUGAUUAUACAGAAUCUAUCCUUCGAAAUUUAGUUGCUUAUGAACAGUGCUACAUGGACAUAUCUUCAAGACACUUCAUAGAUUAUAUUAGAUUCAUGGAUUGCCUCAUCAACACAGGGAAGGAUGUUGAAUUACUCCGUUACCAUGAAGUCAUUGAAAAUAGGUUAGGUGAUAAUGAAGUGAUUGCUGACAUAUUUAACAGAAUCUGUGAUUCCGUUUUGAUUGCCGAAGAGGACUUCUUGUAUGCCGACUUAUUUGUCAAAGUGCACAAACAUUGCAAAAGAAAGUGGAACCUGUGGAAGGCAAAUUUAUGGCACAAUUACUUCAACACCCCAUGGGCAUUGAUUUCCUUUCUUGCUGCGGUUUUCUUGCUUCUACUUACUGCGAUGCAAAGUACAUAUUCAGCUCUCACUUACCAUCAUCCGCAGGAUGGUAUAGCUCCUCAGGAUGGUAUUGCUCCUUUCUAGAUAAUAGAGGCAGGAAUAUGGUGGGGGAAUCAAGAGUGAAAGUCGCGUUCCAUUUAUCUAUAUGGUUAUAUGUUAUUUUUUUUUCUGUUGCAAUGUUUUGUAAUAAAUGAAAAUAGAAGUU